AUGAAUAUUCAUCCAAAUCUUUUCAACAUCCACAACAAUUGUUAUAAUUUACAACACAAGAAUUCCGAGGAAACCACUCAAUUUUCAUCAUCAGCAUCAACGAGUCCAUUCUUACUCUUUGUUCACGCCUCUUCCAAGGAACAACAAGACAAUUCCGAAUUACACAAUCACGAGGAAGAUAUUGAAGAUUUUAAUCCUCCAAAAACCACUCAACACCAUCAACUUCUUGAAGACGAUUCAACAACAACUAGCCAUCCCUCUUUUGCAGUGAAAGCCUUUCUUACUGCUUUCUCUCUAUUAUGUUUCCUAUUGACCGUUAUACUCUUUGUGUUGUUACGAUUGAAUGAAGAAGAUGGUAUGUCUAUCUGGGAAGAGGAACAAGAAUUAGUGAAAGCCUCUCUUAAAAGUACAUCUCCAACGAGUUCGACUUCAACAACAACAACACUGCGUGAUCAUCAAACGAAUGUACAAGACAUUUUACCAUCCCGAUUAUUAAAACAAGCCAGUAUGUUACUUUCCAUGAUGGGAUUUGCUUCAUUACUCUACGCAUGGACAACAGCAAGUACCAACAGCACGACGAAUUUCAUGGUAAAAUUGUGGCCCUAUGUAUUAAUUUUGGGAUGUGGAAUCAGUAUUGCAGGAUUGAUUCGAAUCGGAAUUCGGUAUGGCUUUUAUUUGAGGAAACAGGAAGAAGAGAGACAACGAAAGAGUUUUUCAACCAGAGUCAAACGUUUCUAUGUGUAA
Naegleria lovaniensis is the source of this 744-nucleotide messenger RNA. RefSeq lists its product as uncharacterized. The record is from RefSeq and is a predicted model, not a curated record. The transcript has a single exon. NCBI's taxonomy places the organism in Eukaryota, Heterolobosea, Eutetramitea, Acrasida, Naegleriidae. The coding region runs from base 1 to 744 and encodes 247 amino acids.